CAAAACAACCUAUCUAAUCAGCCCUACUGGAGGCAAUUCUGUUCAGUCUAAUGACAUCUCGCCUACGGUGCAGUACGAAAUGAAAGUGCUCGGAGAAGAUAAGUUGAAUGACCCAAACAUAAUCUACGGUGGUCCGCUAGCAGCGGAGGUGGUCAAUCGAGGUUGCGACUCCCUAGGAGAGCUGAUCGUGCGCGAGUUCCGCAAGACUCGCGAGAAGAUAGCCCUGAUAAGUGGAAUCAGCACUCUCCAGCUAACCUACGGUGGACUGCUGGAACAGUCGUUGGCUUUGGCCGCUUACCUGGAAGAGCAGGGGGUGCAACGAAACGAUGUAGUGGCACUGAUCAGUGAGAACCGUUUCGAGUUUCCAGUUGUUGUGUUUGCCCUGAUGUUCCUUGGCGCUACGGCUGCUCUGUUCAAUCCCGGUUACUUAGAACGUGAGCUCGAGCAUGCCUUCAGGCUGGUGAAACCAAAAGUCAUCUUCGCGUCGGCUCAAUCCUAUCUACCAGCGCAGAAGGCUAGUCUGCGAAUUCGUCGACCGGUUAAGUUUAUCUAUCUGGAUGACAACGGCCGGGGACAGACAUUGCAGAAAUGCUUGGAAACCUCCAGCAGAAAAUUCAAGCCCGAAUCCUUCAUUCCACAGGCUGUGGAUAUCGAGAAUCAGAUCGCGCUGAUUGUGAUGUCUUCGGGCACCACCGGUCUACCGAAAGGAGUUCAGAUAACUCAACGGAAUGUGAUGACGACUAUGUCGUACACUAGAACUUUUCUGGACACAAUCGGACCCGACCAAGAAGAAAUGGUAGCAGUUGAUGUAAUUCCUUGGUUUCACGUUGCCGGGGGAGUAUCGAUGCUUAACUGGCUGGCCAACGGCAUGCGGUUGGUUUUUCUGCCCAGAUUCGAUGCGAGAAACUAUCUGAGCUGCAUACAGCAAUAUCGACCGAACAUGUUGAAUGUUGUGCCACCCAUUGCCAUAUUCCUGGCGAAAAACUCUCUGGUUGAUGAGUUUGAUCUUUCUUCGGUGAAAAUGAUAAUUAGUGGAGCAGCACCACUGAGUAGAGAGGUGGAGGAUUUGAUUCGAGCUCGGCUGAACGUAACUUCGAUUCGGCAAGCGUAUGGAAUGAGUGAAACCACGUUGGCAAUCUUGCUUCAAUUGGACGUGGAAAACAAACCUGGAAGUGUGGGUCGGGUUCGCGCGGGUCAGUGGGUUAAGGUGAUCGACCCGGAAACGGGCAAAACACUUGGCCCCUUCCAGAAUGGGGAGCUGUGCUUCAAAGGAAGUCUUAUCAUGAAAGGGUACAUUGGAAAGGAUGGAGCUGUUGAUCAAGAUGGUUGGUUGCAUACUGGGGAUGUUGGGUACUAUGAUAACGAGAAGGAUUUCUACAUCGUUGAUCGAUUGAAGGAGCUUAUCAAGUACAAAGCUUUUCAAGUGCCUCCAGCCGAGCUGGAGGCCAUCUUACUAUCUCACCCGGCGGUUAAGGAUGCUGCAGUGGUUGGGUUUCCAGACGAUCGAGUCGGUGAGUUGGCUACCGCUUUCGUAGUGCCAGCCGAUGGAGUGAGCGUGAAUGUGCAGGAAAUUGCCCAGUUUGUGAACGCUCAAGUGUCGGUUCAGAAACGACUUCACGGCGGAGUGAGAAUAAUUCAGGAAAUUCCGAAAACGGCGAGUGGUAAAAUAUUGCGGCGCAAACUGCGUGAAAUUCUGAAAGGCAUAUCCAAGCUGUGAUUGUACAUGUUUGAUAAGAAAUAAAUUUUUUUAAAAAUGUUCUGAAACGAAACCUUCGAGAGAGAAACCCUUUCCUCCAUAAG
Messenger RNA from Wyeomyia smithii (pitcher-plant mosquito), 1800 nucleotides. Its product is annotated as luciferin 4-monooxygenase-like. Bases 80 to 1717 code for a protein of 545 amino acids. Gene Ontology annotation, molecular function: long-chain fatty acid-CoA ligase activity. Gene Ontology annotation, biological process: fatty-acyl-CoA biosynthetic process; long-chain fatty acid metabolic process. NCBI's taxonomy places the organism in Eukaryota, Metazoa, Arthropoda, Insecta, Diptera, Culicidae. The record is from RefSeq and is a predicted model, not a curated record. The transcript is spliced from 3 exons.